Lindgomyces ingoldianus is the source of this 645-nucleotide messenger RNA. RefSeq lists its product as uncharacterized. The transcript has 4 exons. NCBI's taxonomy places the organism in Eukaryota, Fungi, Ascomycota, Dothideomycetes, Pleosporales, Lindgomycetaceae. The record is from RefSeq and is a predicted model, not a curated record. Bases 1 to 645 code for a protein of 214 amino acids.
AUGGCGAACGCGAAUGCGAGUGAAGCGUUGUUUGUAGUAAAGGCACCAGCUAUUAAACCCACGAAAAUGUCCUGGAAAACUUAUGUCUCGAGAGGUCGUGUUAAACCGCUCCCCGGAAUAUGCACAAAAGCUUUCGGAACUGCGCCAUCAUCCUACGUCCGUCCCCCCAAAAAUCUCCGACAUCUUCGUAUUUUAUCGGGCUCGCCGAACGCCAGAAAACCACCAGGCCAGCGGAACACGGAAAACAAGCCUUUAUUUUACUUUUCAGAAGCGACAUGGAUAUUGAAGAAGUGUGUCAGUCGCUCAGAUGCAACCUUCCCGGGUGGGGGUGGAAAUGAUGACUGGCUUACUUCAACAACCGAAAUGGCGCAUGGAUGGCAAUGGGAUUCUGCCUCGCUAUUAUUUCACGAGGGUUGCGGUUGUGGAUGUAAUUUGAGUUUGGCAGCUAUAUUUAAGCCUCAAAGAAAGGAGCUUGGUAUCACUUGGCUACCAUCACACAUCAUGCUUCAAUAUUCGCCAGAAACCUCGCUAGCGUAUAUUCCACAUCCAACAACUCCCAAGCCCUUGAAAUUCAUGCAAGACUCGGCCCGAAAGUUGGGCACGCAUUCUCUUGAGAUGUCGGAAGACGAGGUUAAGCCGGUUUGA